Strongylocentrotus purpuratus (purple sea urchin) is the source of this 1458-nucleotide messenger RNA. RefSeq lists its product as uncharacterized. The transcript is spliced from 2 exons. NCBI's taxonomy places the organism in Eukaryota, Metazoa, Echinodermata, Echinoidea, Camarodonta, Strongylocentrotidae. The record is from RefSeq and is a predicted model, not a curated record. Bases 480 to 1271 code for a protein of 263 amino acids.
UUCUUAAAAACAAAAACCCAUGAAUCAAAAUCACAACUUUUUGCAGUAAAACAAUGACUAUCGGAUGUACAAAAGAACAUCCUUGUGAGCGAUGGAUGCUUUGUGGUUCACACACACACCAAGGACAUAUCGGGCUUUUUAUUAACAGUUGCGCCUUGUUUUGUUACCAUAACUUCAUGUUAUGAGGAUUAUAAAAAUCAAGGUUUUGACCCCCCAGUCACAGCUACAGCAGAUGGGGUCUGGAUCAUUGAAGAAGCUAAGUAGAAUUCUGAUUGAGGCCUCAUGGUACAUUCCUGAAUCUGAUUUUUUUUUUUUAAGUCAUGUUCCGACACAAUGAUGGCACAAACGAUCUAACAGACUGCAUAUAGUGAGGACGAAUUCAUAAAAUGAUCACAUGAUUGAAUUGAACAUGUUGUUUUUCGUUUUUCUUUUCCGUUAAAAGUUUUCAUCUUGACUCAACGAGGUUACAACGUACCAUAAUGUUUGGACGACCUUGCAAGCUCUUGAUUUUCGCCAUAACCAUCGUGCUCACCCAAAGUCGACUGGCACACUCUCUAAAUGGAGGAUGUUACCGCAAACCAAACAUCAUACCAUGCGAACCUAUCGUCUUAGGCGAAGCACAGUCUACCGAGAUUGCAGCAGCCAAGGAUAGUGGUUUCAUCGGUGCUCUCCAAGCCAACAGGACACAAACGUACCAAAACCAACAACCGAUUAUAACUAAUUUCACCGAAGACCAGAUGGCGCGAGUGUUGGAGGUGUACAAAGAUUUCGGGGGGAAUCAGAGCGACUACGAAGGGGUCUAUGACAAUCUUCUGUGGGAACCCAUGGAACUCCAUGAGGAACCUGAAAGCGCCACCCUGCCUGAACCUUCCAACGCAACACGUGAACCUGAACCUUCCAACGCAACACCUGAACCUGAAUCUCACAGCGCACGUGUACGACGAUCAGCUGUAUUAAACGUGCCCAUCUGCCCUGUCCGAAACAUCAAGAAGAUUCUAAUUACAGCAUUUAACGCGGAUGGUAAACCAUUACAGAUUGUUCAGUUCCCUGGAUUCAAGCAAUGGGUCCUUCGUCAAGAGUGCACGGAGUCGUUGUCAUCUCAAGGUAAACUGUCUAUGAAUGGAGCCCCGGGCCUGGAUAUCUUAUGCCAUACCAUCCGGAGAUCCGUCUUCCUUGUCGCUAUCCGUCUGGACGACGGCGCUGUGAACCAAGGGGAUAUUGCUGUACAAGAAGUACAAGUGGAGUCCUGUUCUAGUUUUGUUGAGGAAUAGGCCCAGAGUAUACAGGCUAGAUGUAAAAUGAUAUUGUUGUUCUUCUUCUUCUUAAUAAUUAGUAUCCCCAUCAAUAUUAGUAUUAAUGCUAUUAUAAUUGAUAUCAUGAUAACUUAAUCAUAAUUUCUCUGAAGUUUGAUAGACUACCAUUAUCGCAACAAGUAUGAUAAUGACUUAACCCUAAUAA